AUGUCCGUCCGCGCCUCGCCUAGGGCCGUCGCGCGGGCAGGCACAGACGUCGCCGGGCCCAGUGCCGAUGCCAGCUCUGGCGGCCGCGGGACCCACGCACAGGCGACCGAUGACGCCGAGUCGUCGAGUGCCGGCGGGAACGCGACUCUCGCGCGGCGCCGGUCUGCGCGCGGCAUACCCUCGACAUUUGUGGUCGGGGCGGCGUCUCCAAGGCCGACAUUGAAUCAUGGCCCGUCGGCGGCGGCAGCAUCACUGGGCCCGUCAUCACCCGUCGUCAACACGAGCGGAACAACACCGGCGACAAUCACACACCCGGUACCUCUACCUUCCUCCAUGGCCGUCCCCGGUCCCUCGGCUCUCUCCAUCUCGAUCCCCUCCCCAACGACCAGCAGCCCACUUACACUGACGCCGUCUACUUCCGCCGCCCCUUCGCCCGCCCUCACGGCCGGUCCCCCUCGCGAGACGAGGGGAAAGGGCAAAGCGACUCCCAGGACGAGCGCGGGUGGAGGUGGUGAGCGGCGUGUGUUGCCUGCGCGUAUUCGUCGCGUUGGCGGUGCAGAGGGGAUACGCGAGUUGGAGGAGAUGGUCGUCGAUUGGCUUGAGCGGUGGGGCGACGUGGACACCAACCCGCCCGACAACCUAGGUCUCGUGCUCACCACUCUCCCCUUAUCGCUUGUCACACCCGUACCGUACCUCGUCGACGCGCCGACCAACCUCAAGACGUCCGCUCAGGCGCAAGCCGAGCUCAAGAUGGACCUCGAGGUCAAGCUCGAGCCCAAGCUCGAAGGAACGCCGGCUCCUGUGCCCAUCGCUGGACCAUCGUCGCGCCCACAACCCGCCGCUGUACCGCCGACGCGUAUCGAGACGCCCUCGUGGGUCAUGGUGCGCCCAGGAGAAGACGACCAGAUGGAGGCGCGCGAGGAGAUGCGAGCACCUGGACACAGCCCAAGCAAAAGGCUACGUAGGGGUGUUAUUGGCGCAGAGCUCGUCGAGGACAUGUCGGACAACUACUACGAGCAGCUUCACCGCAAGUUUGAGGCGUUUGAGCGCCGCCAGCGCAUCCGUGAACGCGAAAAGCUCCAAUUCGAGCGGUACAAGAUGCGGGCGCGCAUCGAGCUGCUGCGUAACCUGCCCGGCCCGCAGUGGGCCAGCGUCGUGCAAGCUAUUCUAGCCCGCGCAGAUAAUGGCAGGUGGGCUCGAGGACGCCGGAAACUCGAGCUCGAAGGUGGCGCCGACUGGCUGCGUCGUUGGCUCAUCCGUGAAGGCCAGGAGGUGCUGGGGAGAUAUGACCAGCUGCUGCCCAACGAGUCCAAAAAACACCAACCCGUCGGUCAGAGCCAGAACCAGAGCCAGAACCAAAGCCGCGCUCCAUCGCCUUCUGCCAGCUCCCUGUCUCCUCCACCGCAACGCGAGGACACAUACCACCCCAAGCGGACGCGCAUGUCGCUUCCCAACCCCGAACCCACAGCGUCCCGCGAACCUGCCUCUCGCCGCCAGUCGCUGAGGGUCCUCUUGCCCAAACGCAAGCGACCACGAGAGUCGACAACCGUUUCCACGACGAGCGAGAGCACGUUAAGCUCGCCUGAUCCAAUUCCCAUUUCUCCACCGCCACAGCCAAAGGCUACACUCAAGGCAGCAGUCGUAGCGCCGCCCAAGCCAUUACCAAAGGCCAACGCUGCCGCUCCCCGCGCUCUGCCCACCUCGAUCCUCAAGUUUGACCCCAAGCUUGGUAAGCUUAUUCGCGUGCCCUCAAACCCGACACCGGGUCCUCAAGCUGCUGCACCUGCCACCCCAGUGGCACCAGUCGUUCCAAUCUCACAGCCUGCACCUGCACCGUCCGCACCAGCGGCUCUCCCACCAGCAGCACCCACACCGUCGCCCAAACGGCCGCGCUACGUCGCGCCCUCGACACCGUCUGGCGUGCCGUGCCUCAUUGAAGCUGCCCAGAAACGCGAGUCGGCCAUCCUCGAAGCGCUCGCUGCCAAGGCCAAAGUGGACGCAGCCGCACCGCGUGCCCCCGGCAGCCGGCGGCCCCGUAUCGCGCGCGAGAAGACGCGCGAGUCGUCGCGGUUGAGUAGUGCCACCCCAUUUGGAAUGCCCAUCCCGCCACCGGUGGAGAACAAGACAGAGUUCUCGCUCAGUGACGAGGAAGAGUUCUGGCCGAUCAUUGCGGCGCGCGAGGCGCAUGCCACUGCGUUACGCCUUGCGAUGCAGGGCGCCCCGGGUGGAGUCGCCUCGUCGGCCACAAACUCGCGCACAGCACCGAUGGCGAAUGGCAGCGCGAGUGGGAGUGGGAGUGGGAGUGGCACUGUGGCAGCGGUCAAGGGAGUCAAGGGAGCCAAGGGCUCGGCACAGGCGAUUCCAGAGGACGAGGCAAUGGACGUGGAAGGCGUCGAGGAGGCGGUGGUCCUCUGA
This is a messenger RNA of Apiotrichum porosum, 2415 nucleotides long. RefSeq lists its product as uncharacterized. Lineage: Eukaryota; Fungi; Basidiomycota; Tremellomycetes; Trichosporonales; Trichosporonaceae. The record is from RefSeq and is a predicted model, not a curated record. The transcript is spliced from 5 exons. The coding region runs from base 1 to 2415 and encodes 804 amino acids.